AUGGUCACCAACCAGCUCACAAGCAGGUCCUCGUGGGCCUCCACCGGCGCCGUCUUUGCCGUGUGUACCAUGAUGCUUCUCGCUUCGCCCUCGUCCGCCUUCCAGAUGCCCUCCUUCUUGUCGCAGCUGAUCACCAUCGAGCGAGUCAACAAGCCCGUCGGUGCCGUCGGCUCGCAAGCUGCACCCUACGACGGCCUCGAGUUCCCUCUCUACGGCAACUUCGUCUUCCGCCCGGCUCUCUUUUGGCUCGAAGGCGGUGUGCUCGGCUUCUGUCUCCUCUUCGUGCUCAUCCACCUCGUGGGCAAGACACGCAACCGUCAGAUGGCCUCCCGUUUCGCCGAUGCUGCGCUUCCCGCGCUCCAACAGGAGUUCGCAGCGGUGGCCAACGACGAUGGUCCCAGCCACCUGCUGUGGAACGGCGGCAACUCGGCGCUGAUGUUUGCCUCCGGACGCCGGGGGUGCGCGAGCCUGCAUGUGACGUUCGACUUCAUCCCGCGCCACGACCCUAUGGAGAUUCUGUUCGCUUUCAUCAAGGAUACCGUGAUGGCGUCGAGCACGUCGUCUUUCCGCGAUGCCAUCACGCUCACGUUCACCCUUCCCCCGACAGCCGACAACAUCACCGGUGUGUUUGCGCUGGUCAACAAGGGAGCCCUCCAAACCACCCGUUCUGGGCGUUUCGAUCUCACGUUCGCCAAGGUCAACGACUCGGAUACCACCGUCACGUCGCGUGGACUGUCCAAGCAGUGGGCGAUCAUGUCCGAAGCGCCCGAGCUCACGGACGCGAUCCUCGGCGAGGCGGACCAAAAGGGCGUGGCGCAACGAAGCAAGCUCGGCCUGGUGGACCUACUCGCCGGUCAAGCAGGCAACUUCCUCGACAGCCUCGUGCUCACCGAUCAGCCGUUUACGCGACCCACCAACGGCCCUGUCCCUGCCGAGAAGAGGAAACGACAACUCAUCUUGACGCUGCAGGUGCCCACCUCGCGCGCCGACGCACAGAAGGCAGUGGAACUGCUCCAGUUCGCGUGCAACCUGGUCGACGCAAUGGACACGGGCGUCGUCAAGCUGCGCAACGAGACCAUGGCCAAGCUGCGCAAGACCCGCGCACAGGUGGACAAGGAGCUCCAGGAGGAGGCCACCAAGGAAGAGCGCGAGGCCGAGCAGGAGGCCAAGGAGGAGGCCAAGCGCAAGGCCGAGAAGGAGAAGUUCGACAAGCUGAGUCCCGCGGAGCAGGCCAAGAGAAAGGAGGUCGAGAGGAAGAGGGCGAUGAAGAAGAGCGCGCAGAGGAUGAGGUGA
Molecule: messenger RNA, 1293 nt
Organism: Kalmanozyma brasiliensis GHG001
Lineage: Eukaryota; Fungi; Basidiomycota; Ustilaginomycetes; Ustilaginales
Product: Protein of unknown function DUF1682
Exons: 1
Coding region: 1-1293 (430 amino acids)
Biological process (GO): endoplasmic reticulum calcium ion homeostasis
Cellular component (GO): endoplasmic reticulum
Molecular function (GO): calcium ion binding
Source: RefSeq, a predicted model, not a curated record